Vigna angularis (adzuki bean) is the source of this 648-nucleotide messenger RNA. RefSeq lists its product as uncharacterized. Gene Ontology annotation, molecular function: aspartic-type endopeptidase activity. Gene Ontology annotation, biological process: proteolysis. NCBI's taxonomy places the organism in Eukaryota, Viridiplantae, Streptophyta, Magnoliopsida, Fabales, Fabaceae. The transcript is spliced from 2 exons. Bases 1 to 648 code for a protein of 215 amino acids. The record is from RefSeq and is a predicted model, not a curated record.
AUGACUAUGGAUGAAGAGUGGCAGUGCAGGAAGUUUGAGAAUGGUCUAAGGGGAUACAUCAAGCUGUUAGUGAAAGGAUUGCAAAUUAAGGAGUUCCCUACCUUGGUGGAGAUGGCUCGUGUGAUGGAGAAGACCAAGAAGGAAGCUGAAGGACCUCAGGCAACUGGACGAGUUUAUGCUUUGACUAGAGUAGAGGCAAUUAACUUAAGUAACCUCAUCGUCAGCUGCUGUUUGUUGUUUGGUAUGCCUUGUUUGGUGUUGUUUGAUUCGGGGGCGACACAUUCAUUUGUGUCUGAGGCUUGCGUGGAGAGAUUGGGUUUGGUAGUCAAGGAGCUUCAGUGUGAUCUGGUGGUUUCUACACUAGCAUCUAGGUUGGUCAGGAUGUCUACAGUAUGUUCUAGAGGUCCUAUUGAGGUUGAAGGGCGUAGGUUCAGAGUGAACCUUAUCUGCUUACCUCUACAAGGGCUAGAGGUAAUCUUGGGAAUGGAUUGGCUGUCUGCCAAUCACAUCCUUAUCGAUUGUGGUAACAAGGAUUUGAUAUUUCCUAGCAAAGGUGAAGAUAUGUCCUUGUCGAUAGGUGUUUUUAGACAAGACAUAAUGGAAGGCGCUAGUUGUUUCUUGGUCAUGUCGCAUAUGGAAGCAACUUAG